This is a messenger RNA of Hippocampus zosterae (dwarf seahorse), 3477 nucleotides long. Its product is annotated as cyclin-T1-like. Bases 43 to 2049 code for a protein of 668 amino acids. Lineage: Eukaryota; Metazoa; Chordata; Actinopteri; Syngnathiformes; Syngnathidae. Gene Ontology annotation, molecular function: cyclin-dependent protein serine/threonine kinase activator activity. The transcript has 9 exons. Gene Ontology annotation, biological process: regulation of transcription by RNA polymerase II; positive regulation of DNA-templated transcription, elongation. Gene Ontology annotation, cellular component: nucleus; cyclin/CDK positive transcription elongation factor complex. The record is from RefSeq and is a predicted model, not a curated record.
GCGCUGCAAUUUUUAAACUAGUGUCCCCCCCCCUCGUCAGUGAUGGCGGCUUCGCUUCGUUGUGUCUCCGCUAGCUGUAAUAACAAAUGGUACUACAGCCGGCAAGAGAUCGACAACAACCCAUCUCGGCGAGCCGGGCUCGACCCGGACAAGGAGCUGUCGUACAGGCAACAGGCGGCCAACCUGCUGCAGGACAUGGGCCAGCGGCUCAACGUGUCCCAGCUGACCAUUAACACGGCCAUCGUGUACAUGCAUCGCUUCUACAUGGUCCAGUCGUUCACCAGAUUUCACCGCAACGUCAUUUCUCCAGCGGCUCUUUUCCUGGCCGCCAAGGUGGAGGAGCAGCCCCGAAAGCUGGAGCACGUUAUCAAGGUGGCCCACGCCUGUCUCAAUCCGCAGGAGCCCUCGCCGGAUGUACGCAGCGAUGCCUACCUGCAACAAGCCCAAGACCUGGUCAUUCUUGAGAGCAUAAUACUCCAGACCUUGGCGUUUGAAAUCACCAUCGACCAUCCGCACACGCACGUCGUCAAGUGCACCCAGCUGGUCCGAGCGAGUAAGGAUCUGGCGCAGACGUCUUACUUCAUGGCAACCAACAGCCUCCACUUGACCACCUUCUGCCUGCAAUACAGUCCGCCCGUGGUGGCCUGCGUGUGCAUCCAUCUGGCCUGCAAGUGGUCCAACUGGGAGAUUCCCGUGUCGACGGACGGCAAACACUGGUGGGAAUAUGUUGACCCCACCGUGACCCUCAAGCUACUGGAUGAGCUCACACACGAGUUCCUGCAGAUUCUGGAGAAAACGCCCAGCCGAUUGAAACGGAUUCGCAACUGGAAGGCGGGAGGUCAGACGCCAAAGGCCAAGCCGAAGGUCCAGGAGGAGGGAGAGCAGCGGGACGCCAUGUUGAGCAUGAUCUCCAUGGCCUCGUCGGAGAGCACCGUGGCGGGCCUGAUGAGCCUCUCGGCGCCGCCCUCCGCCUCGGCGGCGGACGAGGGGAGGGGGACGCCGGGCAGCGCGCCCACCUGGAGCGGAAAAGGCCAGGGGGGCCCCGAGCAGCCAUCGGGCCACGAGGCGCACGCCCCCGCCAAGGUGUCGUUGAGCGAGUACCGCGCCAAGAACGCCGACGUGCUGGCGGCGCAGAAGAGGAAGUUGGAGAACAUGGAGGCCAGCGUCAAGCGGGACUAUGCCAACGCUGCCCAGGUUCUCAUUGGUCAGCAGCAGAGGAAGGAGAAGCAGCAGCAGCACUCGGGCUCGUCUUCCUCGGACCCGGCCAACCCGUCGCCCAUCAUUCUGAAAAUCCCGCUGGAGAAGGAGAGACACGAUCGGAGCUCGCUGAAAAUGAGGUUCCCCCUCAGCGGCGGAGGCGGCGCCCGGGGGCCGGAGCAGGACAUCAAGGUGCGCAUUCGCGUGCCCGACAAGCAACGGGGGAGCUCGGCCGAGGACGGCAAGAGCAGGGACAAGCACAGGGGGGGGGAGCGCUCCAACCACCACCACCACUACUACCAUCACCACCACCACCACCACCACCCUUCCUCCAGCAGCACCUCCCUGUCCUCUUCGCACAAGCACUCGUCCGCUUCCGCCGGCGCGGUAGGAAGUGGCAAGAAGCUCCCCGGCGACUCAUCCCGGACGACCUCGUCGUCCUCGCGCAAGAGGACGCACCCCCAGGACCCGUCGGCGGGAUCCCACCCCGCCGCCAAAGUGAGCAAGGCUUCCCGCAAUCCCUACCACCUGCCCCCCCUCUCGUCCUCCUGCGACAUCCUGCCGGCGCUGGGCCUCCCCGCCCACCCCCCGGGGGGCUACUCGCACCCCAAAGGCGACAGGACGGACACCAACGGGCACGGCGCCGCCCAGUCUGACGAGUACCAGGACACGUUUGAAAUGUUGAACUCUCUCCUGAGCGCCCAGGGGGUGCAGCCCUCGCAGCCGUCCGUCUUUGACUACAGGUCCCAAUACGGGGACUACAAGUACCCGGGCGGGACCCGGGGGGCCGGCGCUCGACCCCCGCCCCUGCCUUCAGACCCCCCGCCCCCGCUUCCGCCCUUGCCCAAAUGACUCGCCGUCUGCUUCGCUCCGUUCGAAGGUUUUCACGAUUGUCAGAUGAGCCGCACGUCUGUGUAACGUGCGGCACGCGCGAAUCAUGUGUGGCAGACGACUAUGAUCCAUUUUUAUUUUUGCUGAGAAGGCUUGAAAAGCUUCUUCAUGUCCCCAGGAGGGUGUGCUUUGGCUGCCAUUGUUCACCCCCCCAAUCCGCAGAUUGAGAGGAUAUUAAGGACGUUCGAUUUGAUCGCCACGCACAGGUUGUUGUUUGAUCCUGUUUUUUUCCCCUCUCUUGCGCUCUGUCGUGCCCCCCCGACACCCCUUUCUUCAUAAGAUACAUUUAUAGACACUCGUUUUUUUUAUUCCCCCCCCCCCCAACCACCACAACAAUCAACAAUACAUACUGUGUAGACGUGACUGAGUCAGUCUCCAAAGCAGCCGUGACCCAAAAAGAUGGCCGUGGCGUUUAUUUGCCAAAUUUGGUAAAUGUGUGCAAAGAUUGUAAAAUGUACAAAACAUGACAUAUUUUUACACUUUGUUAAAAAAAAAUCACGAUGUAAAUGAUCAGCUUUUUAAAAUUGUUUCAAGUAUUGCAGUCAUUGUUUUAAAUGGUUGUGAAAAGAUGUUCAGCAUACCUCUGGACAGACACGGAGGGCAGACGUGUUUUGUGGGUCAAAAUUGUCGAACGCAAUGUGCCGAUUUUGAAUGGUUGAACCUUGGAAUUUCUCUUGUCAGGUUUAGAUUUAGGAUGAAGGUGACCAUAACAAGUUUCUGAUUAACCAACUGUUGGCUGUCUUUGGUGUAGGUUUUUUUGUGGAAAUCCAGUUUUUGCCUGUGAGCUAAUACUGGUCUGAUGUAAUCCUAUUCAAGUUGAUGUCUCGCUCCGUUUGCGUUGUACGCUGAACUAACCUGUUGAGCUCCAAGGUCUGCUUCUGUCAAGAACGAUCCCGUUGGCCUGUGAGGACAAAGAGGAGGAUGCAUUCAAUCUUGUUGCGUUUCAACACCGGCUGUGGUUUUCAGCCGGGCUACAAAUGACCUCUUUUAUAUAUUUUAGAUUGUACGUCGGCUUCAUGGCUUUGAAACAACGCCACACAAACUACGGUGUUGGAAUCAUGUUUAUAUCUGGAGAGAGUAAAUGCACUGAAAAGUUGCACUGCGGUUUUUCUGCAAUGCAAGUGCGAAUCUAACUUUGUUUUGGGGGGGGGGGAUUAAAAAACAUUUAACCUGACAACUGCCAUGCAACACAGCAAUGCAAAUCACUUUCUUUACCAGAGCUUUUCCCGCAUUUUAGAGUUUUGUAAUGUACCCAGGACUGGUCGUCAAUGACGUGUUAGCGGAAGUUCUUCCAGGUAACCUGUUGUAUGUGAACUCAUAUACAUCUCUCUCUGUCUCUCUCUAUAUAUAAUUUUUUUCAUAUUAAAGUCAAUGCAUACUUUAAGGGAA